Messenger RNA from Helobdella robusta, 1078 nucleotides. RefSeq lists its product as hypothetical. The coding region runs from base 70 to 837 and encodes 255 amino acids. Lineage: Eukaryota; Metazoa; Annelida; Clitellata; Rhynchobdellida; Glossiphoniidae. Gene Ontology annotation, cellular component: cytosol. The transcript is spliced from 9 exons. Gene Ontology annotation, biological process: TOR signaling. The record is from RefSeq and is a predicted model, not a curated record.
AGUAAACCUAAAUUUAGAAGUUGUCAUUUAUAAAUUUGGUUAAAAAUAAUUAUUAAGAAAUACUUCAGAAUGAUGUCCAACAAAUUUCAACCAACUUUUAGUGAGAAAACUCACAUGGGUUGGUCAGUGCUGGCCGUCACUAAUCACAUCAUGAAAUCGUCUGGUGCUGAAAGAGAGAAGUUUGAAUUCACAUUAUACCUCCCACACCUACCUGAAAUGGUGUUCCCUAACAAUGUCCUGAAAUUAGUGAACCAAUCCAGUGGCCACGGUCUGGAAUUUACGGCGUUGGAGGCCCUAAAAUUAGUGGACUAUCAGCAUGAGUCGAUUCAUGUUGCAAAUUCUAGUACAUGGAAAGAAGCAAGGGCUGAUUGUGAGCACAUCGAUAAGGUCGUAACUCCUUUCGACUGGACCUACACCACAGAUUAUAGAGGGUCUUUGGUUGGAAAUUUUAAGAUAGAAGAGACAAAAGAGGAAAUAGAUAUGGAAAGGUUAAAAUUAAAAGACCCAAUAUUGUUCUAUGCUGACGUAGCCCUCUACGAAGACGAGCUACAUGAUUGCGGCUGUUCAACAAUUAGUGUCAAAAUUAGAACGAUGCCGACAUACUUCUUCAUCUUACUGCGAUUCUACUUGCGAGUUGACGACGUCUUAGUACGCGUGAACGAUACCAGGAUAUUCCACGAGUUUGGCACCAAUCACAUCCUGAGAGAAUUUACCAAGAGGCAGAGUAAAUACGGCGCUUUAGAGGUGCCCUUGGCUGUGAUCAGGGACCCGAACGAAAUCGUCCAGCACUUAUCUGUUGUAUAUAAAGUGGUUGAAAAGUUGAUCAUGGUUGAUUGAUUGGAUCGAUUUGAUUGGUUGGCUGGUGAUUGGUUGAGCGAAUGAGUAAUUGAGUGAAUGAGUGAUUGAUUGAUUGAGUGGUUGGACCGACUGACUGACUGACUGAGUAAUAAAAAAAUGAAUUAAUGAAUCAGUUCAACAACUUGUAUAUUUUUACAUUUUUUUAAAGCUCAUAGAAUAUCGUUACUUUAUUUAUUUCUUCAACGUAUUAUUUUUGAUAAAAAAAAUACAUAACUAAAUC